CUUCUAACUUUUUUGCUGGCAUCGCCUUCGCUAUAUUUGUAACUUAUCCAUAUCUAUGCUUGUACCUUGAACACUGCUUGUACCUUGAACACUGCAUCUCAAUUAUUUCUUCUUUUCUUUUCUUUUUCGCACAAUCUUAUUCUUUAAGAUCGUUAAAACUAUCAAGCAUCUCUUAUGAGGACCAAUCUUUGUUAUGUUGACAGAUGUGGAUUCUUGGAAACCCCAUAAAAAUAGAAGGUUCUGAAUUUUCCAAUACGAGGGCUAUCUACAUAUGCAACCAUGCAUCACCCCUUGAUAUUUUCCUUGUCAUGUGGCUGACUCCAACUGGCUCGGUGGGCAUUGCCAAAAAGGAGAUAAUAUGGUACCCAAUGUUUGGCCAACUAUAUGUGUUAGCCAAUCAUCUCCGUAUUGAUCGCUCCAACCCAGCUGCUGCAAUUGAGUCUAUGAAAAAGGUUGCUCAGGCCAUUGUCAAGAAAAAUUUAUCCUUGAUAAUUUUUCCGGAGGGAACUCGGUCGAAGACCGGAAGGCUUCUUCCCUUUAAGAAGGGCUUUGUACACAUAGCAUUGCAGUCCAAGUUGCCAAUAGUUCCCAUGGUUUUGACGGGCACUCAUCUAGCUUGGAGGAAGAACAGUCUCCGUGUGAGACCAGCCCCACUCAAAGUAAGAUACCUACCACCAAUAAAAACCAUUGAUUGGGAAGAAAAGGAUAUUAAUAAAUACGUAGAGAUGGUGCAUGAUUUGUACUUACAACACCUACCAGAAUCUCAAAAGCCUUUGGUAACCGAAGGUAAGAAUAUCAUAAGGGAAUCUUAGGCUUUCUUUGGGACAGCUUUCUUACUGUUUUUUAAAGUAUUUUUUCAGUACAAAAAUGUUAACUUUUGUACUAGAAGGCUGCUUUUAGAAGCAAUAAGAAAGCCGUCCCAUGCUUCAUUUAGGACAGCUUCUUUGCUACUUUCUAAAACGACUUUUUAAUAAAAAAAAUAGUUUAAAAAGUAGCAAAAAAGUUUUCCCAAAUAAAGCCUUAGUUAAUGAUUAUAUCAUUUUAGAUGUAAUCUUUGUUGUUAUAUCAAUCAGGUUUCCUGUUGACCAUCAGCUUCGAUUACUUCUCUUCAUGAAUGUAAAUUAUUUUGAACUCCUGAUUUGUAAUGGAUGCUUUGAAAUGGGAAUCUGAUAAGAUUUUAAUUACUGUCUA
Dendrobium catenatum is the source of this 1191-nucleotide messenger RNA. RefSeq names its product 1-acyl-sn-glycerol-3-phosphate acyltransferase-like. Gene Ontology annotation, cellular component: endoplasmic reticulum; membrane. Lineage: Eukaryota; Viridiplantae; Streptophyta; Magnoliopsida; Asparagales; Orchidaceae. The coding region runs from base 204 to 812 and encodes 202 amino acids. Gene Ontology annotation, biological process: phosphatidic acid biosynthetic process. The transcript is spliced from 4 exons. The record is from RefSeq and is a predicted model, not a curated record. Gene Ontology annotation, molecular function: 1-acylglycerol-3-phosphate O-acyltransferase activity.